This is a messenger RNA of Aplysia californica (California sea hare), 516 nucleotides long. RefSeq lists its product as uncharacterized. Gene Ontology annotation, molecular function: protein binding. NCBI's taxonomy places the organism in Eukaryota, Metazoa, Mollusca, Gastropoda, Aplysiida, Aplysiidae. The record is from RefSeq and is a predicted model, not a curated record. The transcript has 4 exons. The coding region runs from base 1 to 516 and encodes 171 amino acids.
AUGUCUGUGUCUGUACUCCCGGCACAGAUGUUUGCGUCUCUUACAGAUCACGUUGACCUUGACAGGCAAGCUCUCGAUCCUGAGUUCAACCCAUGGAGACCGUUUGGAGAUUGCAAGUUCAGGGACGCCGAGAAAGGCUGUGGACCAGGUGUAAAGGUCAGAACCAGAUCUGUGAAAGAAAGAACAGAUGGACAGGAGACCAGAGAUCCAUUCAAUUACGAAAUUCGCCAGGAAGCUUCAUGCUUUGAAAAAUGUGAUGACCCAGAACCUCAAGACCAAUGUCCAGAGGAAGAUUUCUGUGAGGGUAACACAUACGAUCCAGUGUGUGGAAGCAUCGACAAUGGCAUGCUGGAAACUUUCGACAACUUGUGUGAAUUGGAAAGGAUUGCCUGUGUAGCCGACAAGCCUUUCAAUGUGCAGUAUAACGGAAAAUGCAAAGAGGAUGACGGCCCAGAGAUCAGGGCCGCAGGCAUUAGUCAAAUUACCUUCACACCUCUGGCUACCCAGCAAUGGUGA